This is a messenger RNA of Klebsormidium nitens, 1706 nucleotides long. The record is from the annotation of a GenBank genome assembly. Lineage: Eukaryota; Viridiplantae; Streptophyta; Klebsormidiophyceae; Klebsormidiales; Klebsormidiaceae.
ACUAGCCAGAGUUCCACUUUCACAAAUCAGCUCCCCAUCAUCACUUCUGUCUUGGGGGCAGGAGCAGUCCUCGUGAGCGGCUAGCAAAGCAACAUUGCUUUUUGUAUGAAGCGUGGUUCUGAGAGAGUGCGUGGGCACUCUGCAGAAUAUGCAUCAUCGCAUGGAGGUAAUUCGCCUCAGAAACAGCGCACUUCUCAUAUGUUCCUUCAGUCAGUCAAGAGUGAUGAUUAGGGCAAUGUCAAACAAAGAAAUACGAGAAGUGGUGGAGUGGCAAUAUAGUUUCUGCCAGAUCUGAGAGCAAUCAGUGGUUCCAAGAUAUCAUAAUCACGCAUUCGGUGGGCUAAUGGCAUCUAGAAUCAGAUUCUUUUGUUAUAUUGUCCGCCCCUCACCCUUAGGUCACUACUUCCCCCUGCUAAAGCUGGAAUCAGCAGCAUUUCAGAGUACCUACACCACUUACUUAUCCGUUGGGUUAAACUCCUCAUCAGCUUGACUGAAUUCUGCGGGUAUCUUGUCUUGAUCCUUUUGAGCUGAAAGUAGGUCCCAGUGUUGUCACAGGGUCUGUUGUUAAACAAAGGCAGUACAAUAUGCCACAGCAUACAGAGUUGAAGCUUCUUGAGAGCCCAAUUCCUGCUCAGAGCAGUGUCUCAGCUGGAACCACUGCCUUAGAAAUCGCACCAGGUCUAGAAUCGCACAAGCACGCUGCAGCUGGACUGCCCAAAUCGUCGGCGCCAGUCCUGAAACCACCAGCAUUGAGUGACAGGGAGGGGUCUGAAGAGCAGCCACUUUUACCCGUGUUCCGUAGAAAGCGCAGCAAGCUUUAUUGGUUGAGGAAGGUGGGGCUGCUGUUGGCCAUCUUCAGUGCGUCCCUCUCUCUGGUGGUUGUAUUGUUUCUGCACUUGCCGACCAUUGACACCGUCGAAGGGGACAGCGAGCAGGCGGCGCUCAAGGUGCCGACGACUUUGGAGGACUUGAAAGUGUUCCGCAACGUCAUCGACCGCUAUCAGUCAAAGAACAAGUACCGGGUGGCGAUUGCCCUCAUCAUGCUCUACAUCUUUCUUCAGACUUUCAUCAUCCCGGGGUCCAUCUUCAUCAAUCUCCUCGCGGGCAGUUUGUACAAUUUUGGGACGGCCUUAGCCUUCUGUACGGUCGUAUCAACUAUCGGGUGCUGUUGCUGCUUCUUGAUAUCGCGACAUCUUCUGAAAGAUGUUAUGUACAGCAUAUUUCCAAAGAAGUGCGAUUCUUUAAGUGGCGAAGUUCAGAAGCACAAGCAAAACUUGUUCUUUUUCAUCCUUUUUCUUCGCAUAGCACCCAUCCUCCCUGGAUGGUUUGUGAAUAUAGCUUCACCCGUGGUCAAAGUCCCGCUUAGUCCCUUUUGUUUAGGAACCUUGGUAGGAAUGCUUCCACAGAGUUUUCUCACCGUAAAAGCUGGAAGAACGUUGACUACCAUCUCUAGUCUUGCGGAGCUCUAUGAUUGGCAAACACUAGGGACCUUAGGGGGCUUUGGCGUCCUCGCUUUGCUUCCUGUUUACGUGAAGCAUAGGCUGGAGCAAAGCCAGACAGGCCACAAAAGCGUUUGAAGUGUUCCUUCAAAUAACGUUCGGGUGAGGUUUAGUACUCGUGCAAAUACCCAGAGUUCUAUUGUGCUUGGAAAGUUCAGUCGGAGCAAGCAACAUAUUUCAUUGGGCGUUUUUGCAUUUCACCGGUCA